Messenger RNA from Verticillium nonalfalfae, 354 nucleotides. RefSeq lists its product as uncharacterized. The coding region runs from base 1 to 354 and encodes 117 amino acids. The record is from RefSeq and is a predicted model, not a curated record. NCBI's taxonomy places the organism in Eukaryota, Fungi, Ascomycota, Sordariomycetes, Glomerellales, Plectosphaerellaceae. The transcript has 2 exons.
AUGUUCUUCUUCUUCGUGUGCGGCGAGCACACCUUCCGCAAGCAGGUCGCCGGCUAUGAGGGCAUCGUCUGCCAGUGCUACAACUGUGGCAACAUGGCCGGCCAUGUCAUCAAGACGCAUCCCUGGUUCACCUUUUGUUGGAUCCCCGUCGUCCCCUUGUCCAUGAAGGGCUACACCGAUGUCGUCUGCAGCAUCUGCAACUUUGCCCAGCCGCUCGAGAACCGUCCGGACGUCAUGGGCAUGGCCAACGGCGGAGGCGGCGGAGGCGGAUACCCGGUGCCGCCUCCGCAGGGGCACCCACCGCAGGGCUGGGGCCAACAACCGCCGCCGCAACAGGGCCCGCGAUACGGAUAG